This is a messenger RNA of Sitodiplosis mosellana (orange wheat blossom midge), 1243 nucleotides long. RefSeq names its product queuosine salvage protein. The record is from RefSeq and is a predicted model, not a curated record. The coding region runs from base 102 to 1172 and encodes 356 amino acids. NCBI's taxonomy places the organism in Eukaryota, Metazoa, Arthropoda, Insecta, Diptera, Cecidomyiidae. The transcript is spliced from 7 exons.
AUCUGUCAAUUAUAUCGGUCUUAUGCGGCAACAUCGUUUAACGAAAUUUCCUAAUAAAAUAAAAUUGUUAUCAUUUUGCAUUAAAUGCGUUUGAUUGCUCGAUGAAAAAGUUUAUUAGACAGUCAAACGACAACUCUCAAAAUAUGAUGGUUGAACGCAAAGUCACUGUAAAUCCAAGGGCAUCAGCCGUUGUCAUAACAAAUAGCCCAAAACAUGUUCAAGUAAACCGAAACGGAAUCAAAAAGUUAUCAAAUGAGGUGGUGAACGCAAUCGUAACAAAAGAACUAGAUGUUAGUAAUUUUUCGCAAAAUCAACAUCACCCCAAGCCGAAUGAUAAAAAUGCAAUCGAAUGGAUUUUCGUUAUUGAUACGUUGAACUUUUGCUUUUGGACGCCCAGAGACGCGACAAAAUGGCAAGUCUGUGGCGAAACCGGCUAUUUUGCUAUAUGUGCGGCUAUCAACCGGGCACAAAACAAUGGUAUUGAUAUUACAAACGCACAAUACUACUCAAAAAUUACCAUCGAAGAGCUAUCUGAGAUUUUACGCGGUGAUGACAAUGAAACUAAAGUGCCUUUGCUUGAAGAACGAGUAAAAUGUUUGCACGAAGUGGGUAACGUAUUACUUGAGAAAUACGAUGGCAAAUUCGAAAGUUGUUUAGUUGAAGCCGAUCACUCAGCACGUAGACUUCUCCGUAUCAUUACGGAUGAAUUUCCAUGCUAUCGCGACGAAGCCGAGUGGAAUGGCAUCGGUGUAUCGCUGUACAAGCGUGCUCAAAUUUUAAUUGGAGAUUUGUGGGCAUUUUUUGGUGGUCAAGGUGAUGGCUGGUUUGAAGAUAUCGACUACAUUACAAUGUUUGCUGAUUAUCGUGUACCUCAAGUACUUAUUCAUUUUGGAGCCAUAUCAUAUGAUGAUUAUCUCAUGAAGCUGCUACAAGAAGAUAAAAUCUUGGAAAACGGAUCACCCGAAGAAGUUGAAAUACGCGGAACGUCGAUAUUCAUAGUUGAAGAAUUAAAAAAGCUUGUCAUUCAAGAGCUUGAAACUCAUCAUCCAGCUGUAUCACGCACCAACGUUAACUCCAUCUUACUUGAUCACUUUCUUUGGGACUAUCGUCGCCGAUAUUCGAAGGCAUUGGAACACAUUCCAUUCCACAAAACUUUUGGAAUUUACUAUUAAAAAAACAAAAAACAAAAAACACAUUUGAUCAAUAUGAAUGAAAAUGGAAAUAAAUACGAAACAAAACGAAA